CUUUCCAGGGGCAGCGGCGCGCAGCCGAUCGCUCCCGUGCCCCACCCUCUCUCUUCUGCCUUCAGCGCUCCAUUCCAACAAAGGGGCAGGCCCGCGGCCGGGAGGAGGAGGAAAACGAGGAGGAGGAGGAGCCGCCGGAGGAGCGAGCCGCUCUCGCGCACAAAGUUGUGGAGUCGCCUUUCCUCGGAGGAGAGGAACGGCCAGCGGUAGCCGCCGCGGGCUUUCUCCCGCCGAAGGGCGAGGAGGAGUCUCUGGUUCCCGAAGCCGAUUGGGGAGCCGGGGGGGAGCCGUGCCCCCCUUCUUUUGAGUCAUCUCUGCAGACGGAAAACUCUAUAGUGUUGGGCAAACUUGGUGCCUGCGCGCCUGUCCCAGGUUUGCGCUUGAACUGUUUUGUUUUUGUUUUUGGCGGAACUACCCGGGAGGAAGAUUGCACAAGUCAGGGGCUUUUCCAAAUCGGGUGCCAUUUUUAAUUUUUUUUUUCUCCUUUCGAAUCUUGUCUGAUCCUCCACAUUUCAUUAAAAAAAAAAUCACCAAACAAAACAGCUCGCACUACCAAAUUCACCCUCGUGCGCAUCCCCCGUUUACUACGACCCAAACCCUCCUAGAGGAGCCCGUGGGCCGCUCCGGACGCGGCGGCGGCGGCGGCGGCGGCGGGUAGGCGCGGUGGCCCGCGGGCGAGCAGGCAUUGAUGACAGGCUGAACCACCAUACAAAGUAGAAAGUCUUAAAAAGAACUUGGGAAAGUCUUGGAUUGCGCUGAAACUCAGCCAGGAUGGCCAAGUAUGGAGAGCAGGAAGCCAGGUCCGAUGAUGGGCAGAAUGAGUUCAGUGACAUCAUUAAGUCCAGAUCUGAUGAACACAAUGAUGUGCAGAAGAAAACCUUUACCAAAUGGAUAAAUGCUCGAUUUUCAAAGAGUGGAAAACCACCCAUCAAUGAUAUGUUCACUGACCUCAAAGAUGGAAGGAAGUUAUUGGAUCUUCUAGAAGGACUCACAGGAACAUCACUGCCAAAGGAACGGGGUUCCACGAGAGUACAUGCCUUAAAUAACGUCAACAGAGUGCUGCAGGUUUUACAUCAGAACAAUGUGGAAUUAGUGAAUAUAGGWGGAACUGACAUUGUAGAUGGAAAUCACAAACUGACUUUGGGACUACUUUGGAGCAUCAUUUUGCACUGGCAGGUAAAAGAUGUCAUGAAGGACAUCAUGUCAGACCUGCAGCAGACGAACAGUGAGAAGAUCCUGCUGAGCUGGGUGCGGCAAACCACCAGGCCCUACAGCCAAGUCAACGUCCUCAACUUCACCACCAGCUGGACUGACGGACUUGCCUUCAAUGCUGUGCUCCACCGACACAAGCCGGAUCUCUUCAGCUGGGAUAGAGUUGUCAAAAUGUCCCCAAUUGAGAGACUGGAACAUGCCUUCAGCAAGGCUCAGACUUAUUUGGGAAUUGAAAAGCUGUUAGAUCCUGAAGAUGUUGCUGUUCAGCUUCCUGACAAGAAAUCCAUAAUUAUGUAUUUAACAUCUUUGUUUGAGGUGCUACCUCAGCAAGUCACAAUCGAUGCCAUCCGAGAGGUUGAGACACUCCCAAGGAAAUACAAGAAAGAAUGUGAAGAGGAAGAAAUUCAGUUACAGAGUACAGCAGCAGAGGAAGAACAUCAGAGUCCCCGAGCUGACACCCCCAGCACUGUCACUGAGGUGGACAUGGAUCUGGACAGCUAUCAGAUAGCACUGGAAGAAGUACUGACCUGGUUGCUUUCUGCAGAGGACACCUUCCAGGAGCAGGAUGACAUUUCUGAUGAUGUGGAAGAAGUCAAAGACCAGUUUGCCACCCACGAAGCUUUUAUGAUGGAGCUGACCGCACACCAGAGCAGUGUGGGGAGUGUCCUGCAGGCGGGAAACCAGCUGAUCACACAAGGCACCCUGUCAGAUGAAGAGGAGUUCGAGAUUCAGGAACAAAUGACCCUGCUGAAUGCGCGGUGGGAGGCUCUCCGGGUGGAGAGCAUGGAGAGACAGUCCCGGCUGCAUGACGUGCUGAUGGAAUUACAGAAGAAGCAGCUGCAGCUGCUCUCGGCCUGGCUCACCCUCACGGAAGAACGCAUUCAGAAGAUGGAAACCCGCCCCCUGGACGAUGAUGUACAGUCCCUGCAGAAGUUGCUUGAAGAACAUAAAAGUUUGCAAAAUGAUCUUGAGGCUGAACAGGUGAAAGUAAAUUCCUUAACCCACAUGGUGGUAAUUGUUGAUGAAAACAGUGGUGAGAAUGCAACAGCUGUUCUGGAAGAUCAGUUACAGAAACUUGGUGAGCGUUGGACAGCGGUGUGCCGUUGGACCGAAGAGCGUUGGAAUAGGUUACAAGAAAUCCAUAUCCUAUGGCAGGAACUGUUGGAAGAACAGUGCCUGUUGAAAGCCUGGCUUACCGAAAAAGAAGAGGCUUUGAAUAAAGUCCAGACAAGCAACUUCAAAGAUCAGAAGGAGCUAAGCGUCAGUGUUCGACGUCUGGCUAUUUUGAAGGAAGAUAUGGAAAUGAAGCGCCAAACGUUGGAUCAGCUGAGUGAGAUUGGCCAGGAUGUGGGUCAGUUACUUGAUAAUCCCAAGGCGUCUGAGAAGAUGAACAGUGACUCGGAGGAGCUGACUCAGAGAUGGGAUUCUUUGGUUCAGAGACUAGAAGAUUCCUCUAACCAGGUGACUCAGGCUGUAGCGAAGCUGGGGAUGUCCCAGAUUCCUCAGAAGGAUCUUUUGGAGACGGUUCGUGUAAGAGAACAAGUAACUACCAAAAAGUCUAAGCAGGAACUGCCGCCGCCUCCUCCCCCAAAGAAGAGACAGGUCCACGUGGACAUUGAAGCUAAGAAAACGUUUGAUGCUGUAAGUGCAGAGCUGAUGAACUGGAUUCUGAAAUCAAAGACUGCCAUUCAGAGUUCAGAGAUAAAAGAGUAUAAGAAGAUGCAAGAGACUUCAGAAAUGAAAAAGAAGUUGAAGGGAUUAGAAAAAGAACAGACAGAAAGACGCCCCCAGCUGGAUGAAUUAAACCGAACUGGACAAAUCCUUUUGGAACAAAUGGGAAAAGAGGGUCUUUCUACUGAAGAAAUAAAAAAUGUUCUGGAGAAGGUUUUAUCAGAGUGGAAGAAUGUAUCUCAGCAUCUGGAGGAUCUGGCCGGGAAGCUUCAGCUUCAGGAGGAUAUCAAUGCUUAUUGUAAGCAGAUUGAUGAGCUUGAAAAGAUCGUAAAGAAGAAGGAGGAGUGGGUACAACACACGCCCUUUUCUAAAUCUCCCCAGCAGUCCUUGGCAAGUUUGAAGGAAUCCUGUCAGAGGGAACUCAACAAUCUCCUUGGCCUCCAACCCAGAAUUGAAAUGGUGCGUGCAAGCUGCUUGGCCCUGAGGUCUCGGCCUUCGGUCCCAGGUUUUGUCCAGCAGAGCUUGGAUGGCUUUCUGGGCCACUACCAGGCUGUGCAGAAGGAUUUAGAGCAUCAUCAACAACAGCUAGAGAAUGAAUUGAAGAGCCAGCCGGGACAAGCAUAUUUGGAGACACUAAAAACACUAAAAGAUACACUAAGUGAUUCAGAAAAUAAGGCCCAGAUGUCUCUCAGUGCUCUGAAUGAUCUUGCCAAGAUGGAGAAGGCCCUGCAAGAAAAAAAGGCCCUUGAUGAAAUCCUUGAGAAUCAAAAACCCACGUUAUGUAAACUUGCAGAAGAAACAAAGGCUUUGGAGAAAAAUGUGCUUCCUGAUGUAGAAAAAAUGUAUAAGCAAGAAUUUGAUGAUGCCCAAGGAAAGUGGAAUAAAUUAAAGGCCAAGGUUUCCAAAGAUCKACAUUUGCUUGAAGAAAUUACCUCCAAACUCAGAACUUUUGAGGCUGAUUCUAAAGUCAUCGAGAAGUGGAUGGGUGGCGUGAAGGACUUCUUGAUGAAAGAGCAGGCUGCCCAAGGGGACACUGCGGGUCUACAGAGGCAGCUUGACCAAUGCUCGGCAUUUGUUAGUGAAAUAGAAACAAUUGAAUCAUCUCUGAAAAACAUGAAAGAAAUAGAGGCUAACCUUCGAAGCUGUCCAGCUGCUGGAAUGAAAACUUGGGUGCAGACGAGACUGGUUGACUACCAAACCCAACUGGAGAUAAUGACCAAGGAGAUUGCUAUUCAGAAAAAUAGGUUGUCUGAAAGGCAGGAAAAAGCAGUGAACCUGAAGAAAGACCUGGCGGAGAUGCAGGAGUGGAUGACCCAGGCUGAAGAGGAAUACCUGGAGAGGGAUUUUGAAUACAAGUCACCAGAAGAACUUGAGAGUGCUGUGGAAGAAAUGAAGAGAGCCAAAGAGGAUGUGUUGCAGAAGGAGGUGAGAGUGAAGAUUCUCAAGGACAACAUCAAAUUAUUAGCUGCCAAGGUGCCCUCUGGUGGCCAGGAACUGACGUCUGAGCUGAACGUGGUGCUGGAGAAUUAUCAACUUCUCUGUAAUAGAAUCCGAGGAAAGUGUCACACACUAGAGGAGGUGUGGUCUUGCUGGAUUGAACUGCUUCACUACUUGGAUCUUGAAACCACCUGGUUGAACACUUUGGAGGAGCGGGUGAAGAGCACAGAGGCGUUGCCAGAGAGGACGGAUACAGUCAAUGAAGCCCUAGAGUCUCUGGAAUCUGUUUUGCGCCACCCAGCAGAUAAUCGCACCCAGAUUCGGGAACUUGGCCAGACUCUGAUUGAUGGGGGGAUCCUAGAUGACAUCAUCAGUGAGAAACUGGAGGCUUUUAACAGCCGCUAUGAAGAUCUGAGUCACCUGGCGGAGAGCAAGCAGAUUUCUUUGGAAAAGCAACUCCAGGUCCUGCGGGAAACUGACCACAUGCUUCAAGUGUUGCAGGAGAGUUUGGGGGAGCUGGAUAAACAGCUCACCACGUAUUUGACUGACAGGAUAGACGCCUUCCAAGUUCCUCAAGAAGCUCAGAAAAUUCAAGCAGAGAUCUCAGCCCAUGAGCUCACUCUAGAAGAGUUGAGAAAGAAUCAGCGUUCCCAGCCCCCAACCUCCCCAGAAGGCAGAUCUGCUAGAGGAGGAAAUCUGAUGGACAUGCUACAGAGGAAACUUCGAGAGGUGUCUACCAAAUUCCAGCUUUUCCAGAAGCCUGCUAACUUUGAGCAGCGCAUGCUGGACUGUAAGCGUGUGUUGGAUGGUGUGAAAGCUGAGCUUCAUGUUCUGGAUGUGAAGGAUGUAGACCCUGAGGUCAUCCAGACCCACCUGGACAAGUGCAUGAAACUCUAUAAAACUUUGAGUGAAGUUAAACUUGAAGUGGAGACUGUAAUCAAAACAGGGAGACACAUUGUCCAGAAGCAGCAAACGGACAACCCUAAAGGGAUGGAUGAGCAACUGACCUCUUUGAAGGUCUUGUACAAUGACCUGGGUGCUCAGGUGACAGAGGGAAAGCAGGACCUGGAAAGAGYGUCUCAGCUGGCCCGGAAAAUGAAGAAAGAGGCCGCCUGCCUCUCGGAAUGGCUCUCUGCUACUGAAGCGGAGUUGGUACAGAAGUCCACUUCGGAAGGUGUGCUUGCUGACUUGGACACGGAAAUCUCCUGGGCUAAAAAUGUUCUGAAGGAUCUGGAAAAGAAAAAAACAGAUUUAAAUGCCAUCACAGAGAGCAGUGCUACCCUCCAGAACCUGGUCUCAGGCAGCGGGCCCGUCCUGGAGGAGAAGCUGUGUGUCCUGAGCGCAGGGUGGAGCCGAGUUCGCACCUGGACAGAGGACUGGUGCAAUACCUUGAUGAACCAUCAAAACCAGCUGGAAAUAUUUGAUGGAAACGUUGCUCACAUAAGUACCUGGCUUUAUCAGGCUGAAGCUCUGUUGGAUGAGAUUGAAAAAAAACCAGCGAAUAAACGGGAAGAAAUCGUGAAGCGUUUAAUAUCUGAGCUGGAUGAUGCCAACCUUCAGGUUGAAAAUGUCCGUGAUCAAGCCAUUAUUUUGAUGAAUGCACGUGGAAUUGCAAGCAGGGAGCUUGUAGAACCAAAAUUAGCUGAACUGAAUAGAAACUAUGAAAAGGUGUCUCAACAUAUCAAAAGUGCCAAACUGCUUAUUGGUCAAGAGCCACUGUCGUACCAACAUUUGGUUACCACCGAAGCAUUUGAAGCUGGUGUGCCUUUCUCUGACUUGAACAAAUUAGAAAAUGACAUAGAAAGCAUGUUAAAAGUUGUGGAAAAACACUCGGAAUCCAGUGAUGAUAAUGAAAAGAUGGACGAGGAGAGAGCCCAGAUUGAGGAAGUUCUACGAAGAGGAGAACAAAUGCUCCAUCAGCCUAUGGAGGACAAUAGGAAAGAAAAGAUCCGUUUGCAGUUGUUACUUUUGCACACAAGAUACAACAAAAUUAAGGCCAUCCCUAUCCAACAGAGGAAAACAAGUCCACUUGCUUCUGGAAUGAGAUCAUCACCUGUCCCCUCGGAUUAUGUGGUUGAAAUUAACAAAAUUUUACUUACCAUGGAUGAUGUGGAAUUAUCACUUAAUAUUCCUGAACUAAAAAACACUGUCUAUGAAGACUUCUCUUUUCAGGAAGACUCACUGAAGAAUAUCAAAGACCAACUGGACAAACUUGGGGAGCAGAUUGCAGUUAUUCAUGAACAGCAACCAGAUGUUAUCCUUGAAGCCUCGGGACCUGAAGCCAUUCAGAUCAGGGAUAUGUUGACUCAAUUGAAUGCAAAGUGGGACAGAGUUAAUAGAAUGUACAAUGAUCGUAAAGGUCAUUUUGAUAGGGCUGUGGAAGAAUGGAGACAGUUCCACUGUGACCUGAACGACCUCACACAGUGGAUAACGGAAGCUGAAGAGUUACUGGGGGACACCUGUGCUCCAGAUGGCAGCCUGGACUUAGACAAUGCCAGGAUGCAUCAGCAGGAACUUGAAGAGGGCAUCAGCAGCCAUCAGCCCAGCCUGGUCGCAGUCAAUCGAGCUGGGGAUGGGAUUGUGCAGAGACUGUCCCCAGCAGAUGGAAGCUUCCUGAAAGACAAGCUGGCAGGGGUCAACCGACGUUGGAGCGCAGUCGUUGCCGAAGUGAAGGAUAGGCAGCCCAGRCUAAAAGGAGAAAGUAAACAAGUGAUGGGGUAUAGAAAAAAGCUAGAUGAGAUUAUCUGUUGGUUAAUGAAGGCUGAGAAUACUGUGCAAAAGAGAUCAACUACAGAGCUGGAAGGAAACCUACAGGAAUUAGCAGACUUAACCCAAGAGAUGGAAGUAGAAGCUGAAAAACUCAAAUGGCUGAAUAGAACUGAACUGGAGAUGCUCUCAGAUAAAAGUCUGAGCUUACACGAAAGAGAGAAACUUUCAGAAAGCUUACRAACUGCAAACACUACUUGGAAUAAGAUAUGUAGAGAAGUGCCCAGUAUACAGAAGGAGCGCAUCCGGGAGCCUUGUUCUGCUUCACAGACGAGGAUUGCUGCUCACCCUAGUGUCCAAAAGGUGGCGCUAGUAUCCUCUGCAUCAGACAUGCCCGUUCACCCUCAGCGUACCUCAGAAAUCUCGGUUCCUGCUGAUCUGGAUAAAACCAUAACAGAACUAGCUGACUGGCUGGUAUUGAUUGACCAGAUGCUGAAGUCCAACAUCGUCACUGUUGGGGAUGUGGAAGAGAUCAAUAGGACUGUUUCCCGAAUGAAAAUCACAAAAGCUGACUUAGAACAGCGCCAUCCUCAGCUGGAUUAUGUUUUCACGUUGGCACAGAACUUGAAAAACAAAGCUUCCAGUUCAGAUGUGAGAACAGCAAUCACAGAAAAAUUGGAAAAGGUAAAGAACCAGUGGGACAGCACCCAGCAUGGGGUGGAUCUGCGUCGGCAGCAGCUGGAGGACAUGAUUGUGGACAGUCUUCAGUGGGCUGACCACAGGGAGGAGACGGAGGAACUGAUGAGAAAAUAUGAGGCUCGACUCUACAUGCUCCAGCAAGCCCGGAGGGAUCCGCUCUCCAAACAGAUCUCUGAUCAUCAAAUGUUGCUUCAAGAACUGGGUCCUGGCGAUGGUGUCAUCAUGGCAUUUGAUAAUGUCCUGCAGAAACUGCUGGAAGAAUAUGGUAGUGAUGACACAAGGAAUGUGAAGGAAACUACUGAGUAUCUGAAAACAUCAUGGAUCAAUCUAAAGCAAAGCAUUGCUGAUAGACAGAGUGCCUUGGAGGCUGAGCUGAGGACAGUGCAGGCCUCUCGCAGAGAUCUGGAGAACUUUCUAAAGUGGGUCCAAGAAGCAGAAACCACCUUGAAUGUGCUUGCGGAUGCCUCUCAGCGGGAGAAUGCUCURCAGGACGGGGUCUUGGCCAGGGAACUCAAACAGCAGAUGCAGGACAUCCAGGCGGAAAUUGAUGCCCAUAAUGACAUAUUUAAAAGCAUUGAUGGAAACAGGCAGAAGAUGGUAAAAGCUUUGGGAAACUCUGAGGAGGCUACUAUGCUUCAGCAUCGACUGGAUGAUAUGAACCAAAGAUGGAACGACUUGAAAGCAAAAUCUGCUAGCAUCAGGGCCCAUUUGGAGGCCAGUGCCGAGAAGUGGAACAGGUUGCUGGCGUCUUUAGAAGAACUGAUCAAAUGGCUGAAUAUGAAAGAUGAAGAGCUUAGAAAACAGAUGCCUCUUGGAGGGGAUGUUCCAGCCUUACAGCUCCAAUAUGACCACUGUAAAGCACUGAGACGUGAGUUGAAGGAGAAAGAGUAUUCUGUCCUGAACGCAGUGGAUCAAGCUCGAGUUUUCCUGGCUGAUCAGCCAAUUGAGGCCCCUGAAGAACCAAGAAGAAGCCUACAGUCAAAAACAGAAUUGACUCCCGAGGAGAGAGCCCAGAAGAUUGCCAAAGCCAUGCGUAAGCAGUCUUCUGAAGUCAAAGAGAAGUGGGAAAGUCUAAAURCUGUCUCUAGCAACUGGCAAAAGCAAGUGGACAAAGCAUUGGAGAAACUCAGAGACCUGCAGGGUGCCAUGGAUGACCUGGAUGUGGACAUGAAGGAGGCAGAGGCUGUGCGGAAUGGCUGGAAGCCAGUCGGUGACUUGCUCAUCGACUCACUGCAGGAUCACAUCGAAAAAACCAUGGCGUUUAGAGAAGAAAUUGCACCAAUCAACUUAAAAGUUAAAGCAGUGAACGAUUUGUCCAGCCAACUAUCUCCACUUGACCUGCAUCCAUCUCUAAAGAUGUCUCGCCAGCUGGAUGACCUUAAUAUGCGAUGGAAACUUUUACAGGUUUCUGUGGAGGAUCACCUUAAACAGCUUCAGGAGGCCCAUAGAGAUUUUGGACCAUCCUCUCAGCAUUUUCUCUCUACUUCAGUCCAGCUGCCGUGGCAAAGAUCCAUUUCACAUAAUAAAGUGCCCUAUUACAUCAACCAUCAAACACAGACGACCUGUUGGGAUCAUCCUAAAAUGACCGAACUCUUUCAAUCCCUUGCCGACCUGAAUAACGUACGUUUCUCUGCCUACCGUACAGCAAUCAAGAUCCGAAGACUGCAAAAAGCACUAUGUUUGGAUCUCUUAGAGUUGAAUACAACAAAUGAAGUUUUCAAACAGCACAAGCUGAACCAAAAUGAUCAGCUCCUCAGCGUUCCAGAUGUCAUCAACUGUCUGACGACAACUUACGAUGGACUCGAACAAAUGCACAAGGACCUGGUCAACGUGCCACUCUGUGUGGAUAUGUGUCUCAACUGGUUGCUCAAUGUGUAUGACACGGGUCGGACUGGCAAAAUUAGAGUGCAGAGUCUGAAGAUUGGAUUGAUGUCUCUCUCCAAGGGUCUCUUAGAAGAAAAAUACAGAUAUCUCUUCAAGGAGGUGGCAGGGCCAACAGAGACCUGUGACCAGCGGCAGCUGGGCCUGUUACUUCACGAUGCCAUCCAGAUCCCUCGGCAGCUGGGGGAGGUCGCUGCUUUUGGAGGCAGUAACAUUGAGCCCAGUGUCCGCAGCUGCUUCCAGCAGAAUAACAACAAACCAGAGAUAAGUGUGAAAGAGUUUAUAGAUUGGAUGCGGUUGGAACCACAGUCCAUGGUCUGGCUGCCAGUUUUACAUCGRGUAGCAGCAGCUGAGACUGCAAAACAUCAGGCCAAAUGCAACAUCUGUAAAGAGUGUCCAAUUGUAGGAUUCAGGUAUAGAAGCCUAAAGCAUUUUAACUAUGAUGUCUGCCAGAGCUGCUUUUUUUCUGGUCGAACAGCAAAAGGUCACAAAUUGCAUUACCCAAUGGUGGAAUAUUGUAUACCAACAACAUCUGGGGAAGAUGUCCGAGACUUCACAAAGGUGCUGAAGAACAAGUUCAGGUCAAAGAAAUACUUUGCUAAACAUCCUCGGCUUGGCUACCUGCCUGUUCAGACGGUUCUUGAAGGUGACAACUUGGAGACUCCCGUCACRCUCAUCAGUAUGUGGCCAGAGCACUAUGACCCUUCACAGUCUCCCCAGCUGUUUCACGAUGACACCCAUUCAAGAAUAGAACAGUAUGCCACAAGACUGGCCCAGAUGGAAAGAACUAAUGGAUCUUUCCUCACUGAUAGCAGUUCUACCACAGGAAGUGUGGAGGACGAGCAUGCCCUCAUCCAGCAGUACUGCCAGACGCUCGGUGGGGAGUCCCCGGUGAGCCAGCCUCAAAGUCCAGCUCAGAUCCUGAAGUCUGUGGAAAGGGAAGAACGUGGAGAACUGGAGCGGAUCAUUGCUGACUUAGAGGAAGAACAAAGAAACCUGCAGGUGGAAUAUGAGCAGCUGAAGGACCAACACCUGAGAAGGGGGCUUCCUGUUGGCUCACCUCCAGACUCGAUUGCAUCUCCUCACCACACGUCUGAGGAUUCAGAACUUAUAGCAGAAGCAAAACUCCUUAGGCAGCACAAAGGUCGGCUGGAAGCUAGGAUGCAGAUUUUAGAGGAUCACAACAAACAGCUGGAGUCUCAGCUGCACCGCCUUCGACAGCUGCUGGAGCAGCCUGAAUCCGAUUCCCGAAUCAAUGGCGUCUCCCCCUGGGCUUCACCUCAGCAUUCUGCACUGAGCUACUCACUUGACCCUGACCCAGGCCCACAGUUUCACCAGGCAGCAGCAGAGGACCUGCUAGUCCCACCCCAGGACACCAGCACGGACCUCACCGAGGUCAUGGAGCAGAUCAACAACACUUUCCCAUCCUGCUGCCCAAAUGUCCCCAGCAGGCCACAGGCAAUGUGAAGCAUCCAUCCAGCCGGCUGACAUUUCCUGACUUACAGUAUUGCCCUUUUCUGCAAAUGCCAAUUCCAAGUUCCAUUUAAUCAGAAGCUCCAUGGCUCCUUGACACGUGCUGUUGAGCGCUGACUGUGUGUUCUACUGAGGGAGUAAAACACUUGACUAUCCAAAGAGAAAAGGAUAUUUUGUUUUUAUAAUAACCAUAUAUUAUUGUUUUCUUCUUCCCUUUCUAUGCAACUGUAAAUUAAUGAACAGAGAGAUAUUUGGAAAUGGUAAUACAUUUGUCACUGAUUUGUAUAAUGUAUACAGCAUUGGGAAAGUGGGUGGGGGCUUUCUAAUAUGAUACUAUCUUUUUAAUAACCAUGACAAAAUUUGUGUAAGAAUUAGAAGACCACUUUACAUUUUUACAUUCCUUUUGCUGUCCAUAUUAACCUCGUACAAUGACUUCAUUUAUUUCUUUGACUUUAUUACAUUAUGUUUUGGUUAUUUAUAAUUCAUCUGCCACAUGACCAAAUAGAUUUUGUGUAUUUUUUCUAUAAUUUGGCCAAAUUAGUAAGUUCAUAGACUUAAAUCGAAUAUUUUACAUAUAUAUACAUAUAUAGGUAUAUGUGUAUAUAUAUAUAUAUAUAUAUAUAUAUAUAUAUGUAUAUAUAUGGAUUAGGCAACAGCUCUGAGUAUACUAUUGAACUUUAUUUGACACCAGACACCUGCUUCUUCAGUAACCACUUGGAUAACCACAAUAAGAAUCCUAAAUGGCAUGACCAUUGGAAUUUUUUCCCCUCCUCUUUAUGCCUUUGUGUAAGUAAAUCUUGAUUUCUUUAUUUAUUUCAUGUCCCAAUCUAUACAAUAAGAGAAGACAGCAUUAUAAUAAUCUCAAAGAACAUUUUACCAAAGGUUAUCCAUUGAAGCAUGUUUUCAUUUUGAUACAGAAAACAAAUGUUGCCACAACAUUUUCUAGUCCUGGGGUCUUGAUUUUCAUCAUUGAAUACAUAGCUAGCUAUUAGCUAUUGUGAGACCAGGACACAUCAAUGUUGUUAGUUCCCCUUCAAGAAAAUUUUGUUGUUUUUUGUAUUUUCCAGUCCUUUUAUCAUUCUCGAAACUUGUUUCUGAAAGCAGACCCAAGACCCAAGUUCAGUGCAUGUCUUCUUUUACCUUUUGGGGGAAUGAGCAGAAGUGUUACUACCCUUCACUUAAUCAGUGCAUUUGGGAAGGGUGCUUAUCAAAAGCCUAUGUUACUACUUCCAAAGAAGAAUGAAUGAAAUGYUUAGUUGUACCCCUGCCUCUGCCUAUGAGUGCAUUCAGUUAGGUAUUUGGUUCCUUUUUUUUCUUUUUAACAUUCAAUUAGGUAUUGGAUUCCUUUUUAAAAAACAUUUAAUUGAUUCAUUGUAAACCUGUUACUUAAUUACCAAAUGUAGAGAAACCAAAAAUAAAAAUGAGAAUAAUAUGUUUUGAUUCAAGCAUAUGUGCUUUUAAAACAUCAGGACAUUUUAACUUUGGGUUCUCUUUAACUGGGAUCUGGCCAGGAGGAGGCUUAAAGUUAGAAAUUGCUAUUCUUUUAGAAUAGGUUGGGUGGGUUGGGGGGCAAGGGUCUAUUUGCAGCAUAGAUAUUUUGAGAWGAAGAAAAAUGUUUUAUAUAAGAGGAAAGCCAUGACCACCUUUCUACCUCAGAUCCAUCUUCCUCCAUUGUGUUGGAAAUAGCUUUAUGCUGUGCAGUCUGCAAAGUCUAGAGCUUUUUAUCAGGCCAUAUCAUACCCAAGAAAGCACCUAUUUAAAGAAAAAAUUAAAUCCCCUGAACUCAGAACUCCAAGUUGUAGAUUUGGUGUUUUCCUUGUUCUUGGAGAAGUCAUAUGUUAAUUUUUUUGCCUGUAUUUGUAUGCAAAAUGUUCUCUAUCUGCUAUUACAGAAAAGCUACAUGAAACACUACGUUGUAACCGUCUAAGUAAUAAUAAAAAGAAAUAUAUUGCAGUAACAACAAUGGGAAAUAAGUAUAUUAUUCUUUUGAAAUAUGUGGUAAAGAAUAACUCAUAGAUUAUCAUCUAAUCUGGUUACAUGUUGUAUUUUUCAUCCUGAAUAAAAGUAAUU
Urocitellus parryii (Arctic ground squirrel) is the source of this 13149-nucleotide messenger RNA. RefSeq names its product utrophin (gene Utrn). The record is from RefSeq and is a predicted model, not a curated record. Gene Ontology annotation, biological process: synaptic signaling. Gene Ontology annotation, molecular function: zinc ion binding; protein binding. NCBI's taxonomy places the organism in Eukaryota, Metazoa, Chordata, Mammalia, Rodentia, Sciuridae. Gene Ontology annotation, cellular component: plasma membrane.